UGGAGCAAGUAUAAAUAGCCGCCCGGGCCAGAGCUCGGCCGAGCAGGGGUCUGCCGCUGCGGAGGGCAGGCCUGUCCACCGCUGGCCACGGGGGUGCAUUCCGGGCACCGAGCCGGCCGGAGCGCCAGGGGGCUCUGACCCAACACCCCAGCCGCCACCACAUCUGCGGAUGCUCUCCCGGCCAGCCAUGCUGCUGGCCGGCCUCCUCCUGGCUGUGGCCACCGUGACCGUGGCCCAGCGGAGGGGACAGGAGGCGGCCGGGCGCCGCCGGGCACACCGAGUCCAGCACGGCCAGUGCAGCUACACCUUUGUGCUGCCCGAGCCCGAGCCCUGCCCACUGGACCCUGAGGCUUUUGGGGGCUCCAACAGCCUCCAGAGGGACUCGCCAGCAGUGGGAAUGAACCUAGGGGACUGGCCAGCCCAGCGGGUGAGACAGCUGGAGAAGGUGCUGGAGAACAACACACAGUGGUUGCAGAAGCUAGAAAGGUACAUCCAGAUGAACUUGAGGUCAGAGCUGGCCCAGGUCCAACAGCACAUGGUCCAGAACCAGACGGCCACCAUGCUGGAGCUAGGCACCAGCCUCUUGAACCAGACCACCGCCCAGACCCGCAAGCUCACUGACGUGGAGGCUCAGGUCCUGAACCAGACGUCACGAAUGGAGAUCCAGCUGCUGGAGACUUCGCUGUCCACCAACAAGCUGGAGAAACAGCUUCUACUGCAGGGCCGUGAGCUUCACCGGCUACAGGGCCGCAACAACGCGCUGGAGACGAGGGUGCAGGCCCUGGAGACGCACCAGCAGGCCGAGCUGGCCUCGCUCCGCGGCGAGAAGGAGCGGCUGCGGCGGCUGCUGGGCCGCCAGAGCGGCGCCCUCGCCGGCCUCGAGCGCAGCUUGCGCGCCGCCAGCAGCAACUCCAGCCUCCUGCAGCGUCAGCAGCGCCAACUGCUGGAGUCCGUGCAGCGCCUGGUGCGCGUCGUGGCCCAGGGCCCGGCGUCCGAAAAGGCAGCUGAAGUAGUGUUCCAGGAUUGCGCGGAGAUCCAGCGCUCUGGGGCCAAUGCCAGCGGCGUCUACACCAUCCAUGUGGCCAACAUGACGGAGCCCAGGAAGGUGUUCUGUGACAUGGAGGCCAAUGGAGGUGGAUGGACUCUCAUUCAACGCCGUGAGAACGGCAGUGUGAAUUUCCAGCGGAACUGGAGAGAUUACAAACAGGGCUUCGGUGACGUGGCAGGGGAGCACUGGCUGGGCAAUGAGGUGGUGCACCAGCUCACCAGCAGGGCAGCCUACUCUCUGCGUGUGGAGCUGCAAGACUGGGAAGGCAACGAGGCCUUUGCUCAGUAUGAGCGCUUCCAGCUGGGCAGCGAGGGGCAGCUGUACAGGCUUUCUCUGAGCGGAUACAGCGGUUCAGCAGGGCGCCAGAGCAGCCUGGUCCUGCAAGGCACCAACUUCAGCACCCGCGAUGCCGACAAUGACAACUGCCUCUGCAAGUGUGCCCAGAUGCUGUCCGGAGGAUGGUGGUUUGACGCCUGCGGCCUCUCGAAUCUCAACGGCAUCUACUACCCAGCUCGCCAGCACGUGCGCAAGCUCAACGGCAUCCGCUGGCACUACUUCCAGGGCCCCAGCUACUCGCUGCGGGCCACUCGCAUGAUGCUGCGUCCCGUGGACAUCUAAUAAGCAGCCACGCCUGGAGCCCGGACCCACAGGGAGAGCCAGGACUUGGUAUCCCUCAGACAAGCUGGACCCAAACACAGGACACAGUGCCAGGGUGUUGUCCUGGGCCCCCGAGCCAGCCGUCCUUAACCAGGAGUCCAGACGCUCAGCCGCCCCCCUGUUCCCCUCAAGUCGUGACAUUGUGGGUGUUGCGGGGAUCCUGACACUAUAGUAUCCCUCUUUCCUCUUCCCUUCUGUCUCCUGCAGGGGUGCCCUGCCAGCUUGAGGGUCACAAUAGCCUGAGUGAGCUGAGAACAGACUUAACUUAGGUCCUCAAAGAAAUACAUGACUCCAGUCCACUCCUCCUAGGUCCCAGCAUCUGAAGCCCAGACCUGAUAUUUGGGGGCUUCAGAAGAUCUAAGGGGGAUUCCUUUACUCCCAGCAUGUUCUAGAAUAUGUUCCAGAGAGAAUAACUCAGGCUCCUCUUGAAAAGUGCCUAUGGUUAAGUGAGGGGGCGAGACACCCAGUUAAACCAAUAUGGAUGGGCAUUCAUAGCUGCAGGACCUGUCAGAGCCUUUAAGGUGGCCGUUUGCCUUUUGACUGCCUGUGAAGGAAUUAGAACGGGCAGCUUUCUCCAAUUGUCCUUAUUUGAAAAACAAGCCCUGUUGAUCCCAGAGCAUCUCUCGGGGCUGCAGAUACCCUUGGAAAAAGCUGGCAAGUGUGGUGAGAAGGAGCCCCGGAGCUCCACCACCACGCACCCCCAUCUGCCCUCGCUCUUUCUGGCUAUAUAGAGUCACCAUGAUGGUCUUGAACAGCCUCUAAAAACAACUGGAAGCCACUUUGGGUUAAAAACAGACACACACCACCCCUGAAAAGAGUCUAGAACCAAGUUUCCGAUCUGUGCUCUGGGCCAGGGUCCUGCCAGACUCCUUCUGGCCCUUGACAGCCAGAUUUCUGCCUGGGGGCUGCCCACUCAGCUCUCCCUGUCACCCUAGCUCACCUCAGCUCACGUUCAGGGGCUGGUGGGGACCAUCCAUUCUGCCUUGAGCAGGAUGCCAGUCUUCAGGUUCAGAUCCUUCCAGCCUCCAAGCUGAGACCCUAACCUUUUCCUCCCACAAGAUCCAAUGGCGAUGCUGCCCACAGCUGGGGGACUUGCAGGGAUGGGAGUGUCAGGCAGAGCCAGCUUCCGCCUGGGUCCGGGGGAACAGGGCUGCUCAUGAACUUCCUUUGGAGGACCAGGUCACAGAGGGGGCACCCACCCCCUCGCUGUGUCACCCUCCUUGGUCUUGAGGCCACCACGAUCCUGCCAUGCGCAGCCAACACCCAGGCCAGCCCAGACCGACCUGCUCUUCCAUUAAGGGUUUGCCUCUGUCUUCAGAAGGUUUUCUGCUAGAUGAGGCUGGGGUGGUGGAAAUGGGGCACCUUGCCCUGCCUGUUCUUGAGCAGGGGCUCAGCCGACCUGCUGAGCAACACCCCCCCAGCACAGAUCAAGGCUGAUCUCUUUAGAAACAAGGAAGGGUGUGGUUGCCAGUGGGGGCAUUUCAGGCGAGGGUGGGGAAGGGUUCUGCUCAGAAGCCUCCUGUGGCCUCACACAGCAUUUGCUCGGUAGGCCUUUAUUUAACAUUUACUGUGUGCGGUGUCGUGCUGUGGGCAGGGCUCUGGGGCUGGACAGACCUGCUCCUGCUCUUGGACUUGAGGCCAGUGGCUCAGGCUCUCAAGGCCUCAGUUGUCUUGUCUGUGAAAUGGAGAGGAAGCCCCCUCCUGGAUGCACUGUGGCAAAGAGGCGAUGAAAUCAUGUAUGUCAGUAACAGAGCCUGACAUGAGCAGGUGCCUAAUAAAUGUUAGUUCCCAGAGAGGUAAACGGGGUGAGGAAGUCCACUCCUCGUGCAUGCCCCCGCUACUUCUGGGCCCAGGUA
Messenger RNA from Suricata suricatta (meerkat), 3561 nucleotides. It is a transcript of the gene ANGPT4, whose product is annotated as angiopoietin 4. Bases 170 to 1666 code for a protein of 498 amino acids. Gene Ontology annotation, biological process: signal transduction. The transcript is spliced from 9 exons. Lineage: Eukaryota; Metazoa; Chordata; Mammalia; Carnivora; Herpestidae. Gene Ontology annotation, molecular function: receptor tyrosine kinase binding. The record is from RefSeq and is a predicted model, not a curated record.